AUGGCAGAGAAUUGGAAUCACACAGCUCUUCUUGUAAUCGACAUGCAGGUUGUUAAGAAUAGUGAAGGAAUUAAUGUUGUUGGAGAAUUUCAGGAUUGUGUAUCUGGGUUUUGUUUGCAGAAUAAUUUUAUAGAAGAUGAGGGUCCUAUUCAAGUAAAAGGAGGGNAAGAGAUUGUCCCAAACGUGAUUAAGGCUGUGGAAGUUGCUAGACAGCGUGGGAUUCUCAUAGUUUGGGUAGUACGAGAACACGAUCCUUUAGGAAGAGAUGUUGAACUCUUUCGCCGACAUCUAUAUACGUCAGCGAAAGUUGGUCCAACCUCUAAAGGAAAUGAAGGUGCAGAGUUAGUUGAAGGGUUGGUCAUUAGAGAAGGGGAUUAUAAACUUGUGAAGACAAGAUUUAGUGCAUUCUUUUCUACACACCUACAUUCAUUCCUUCAAGGAGCAGGAAUCAAUAGUCUGGUGAUCACUGGUGUUCAAACUCCAAACUGUAUCCGGCAAACUGUCUUUGAUGCUGUAGCAUUGGACUAUCAACCUGUAACUGUUCUUGUUGAUGCCACAGCAGCAGCCACACCUGAUAUUCAUCUUGCCAAUGUGUUUGACAUGAAAAAUAUUGGAGUUUCAACCCCAACAUUGCAAAAUGGAGUGAAUCCAAAGCUUGAUCUGUAUGAACCAUGCAACUUUUUGCACCAUGUGCUGUUCAAUUUCAAGACUCAAAGGUGUUGAUGUCUUUUGGCAAGUUAUUAAACUGUAAAGUGCACUAAAUUUAUGUAAACUUACUUGGUUGUCAGGCUGCAAAAUAAUUGCUCAAUAGUAAAUACUCAAAGUUGGUUACUGAAAUUGUAGCAUUGUAUCAAUGUAUUCCUCCUAUUAUCAAUUUCAAAAUGAUCUUUUAAAUUGCAAAAUAUGUCAAGAUUUGUUA
Messenger RNA from Cicer arietinum (chickpea), 919 nucleotides. The record is from RefSeq and is a predicted model, not a curated record. NCBI's taxonomy places the organism in Eukaryota, Viridiplantae, Streptophyta, Magnoliopsida, Fabales, Fabaceae.